Messenger RNA from Sclerotinia sclerotiorum 1980 UF-70, 1560 nucleotides. RefSeq lists its product as hypothetical. The transcript is spliced from 3 exons. The coding region runs from base 1 to 1560 and encodes 519 amino acids. The record is from RefSeq and is a predicted model, not a curated record. Gene Ontology annotation, molecular function: chromatin DNA binding. Lineage: Eukaryota; Fungi; Ascomycota; Leotiomycetes; Helotiales; Sclerotiniaceae. Gene Ontology annotation, cellular component: nucleus.
AUGGGUAGACGACCUGGUAGAGCUGCUGCGAAAAAUGCUGCUGCUGCAUUGAAAAACACUCCACAAACCUACGAUGACGCCGAAGAUGAUCCAAUAGUCGAUGCACCACUGUCAGAUCCCGGUACACCUCCCGAAAAUGACGAAGAUGAAAAUGGAGAAGAGGAAGAAGAGGUCGUCGAAUCAGAAGCCGAAGAAGAAGUUCCAGCUACACCCGUUCCGGAAACCACCAUUCGUAAAAAGCGAUUAGGAAGACCUCCAAAGAAUAAACCUCCAGGGUGGGAUUUAGAUGAUGGAACUACUUCUGAGGCAGCUACACCUAGUCGAGGAAGAGGUAGAGGUAGAGGAUUUAGAGGUGGUGGAAGAUGGGCUAGAAGAGGUGGUCCAAGUCAUGUUACACAACAACCAGUUGAUAAGGAGGGAAAUAUGAUGGACGUUGUGAAUGAUGAAGUGGAAUUACCUGAAGAUCCAGAAGGAGAGAAAAAGGUUGAUAAACUUGGUUAUUUACAAGAUGGUCGGGAAUAUCGUUGCAGAACUUUUACGGUUCAUGGCAGAGGAAAGAGACUUUACAUGUUAUCAACGGAACCAGCACGUUGUGUAGGAUUCAGAGAUAGUUACCUUUUCUUCGCGAAACAUAAGAGGUUGUUUAAGAUUAUUAUUGAUGAGGAUGAGAAGAGGGAUAUGAUUGAACGAGAACUUAUUCCUCAUUCUUAUAAAGGAAGAGCUAUUGGAAUUGUUACUGCGAGAUCAGUCUUUCGCGAAUUCGGUGCUCAGAUUAUUGUUGGAGGCAAAAGAAUUACAGAUGAUUAUGAGGUUGCGAGAGCUAGGGAAGAAGGAGUUGAAGAAGGUUCUUUAGCUGAUCCAAAUGAUGCAAUUAAAGAUGGAGAAGCAUAUAACAAAAACCAAUACGUCGCAUGGCAUGGAGCAAGUUCAGUAUAUCAUUCCGGUCAACCUACUGUUCCACAACAAACUGGAAAGUUGAUUGAUGGAAAGAAGAGAAAGAUUAUGGUUAAUGAUGUUAAUUGGAUGUUAGAACAUGCUCGAGAAGCUAGUCGAUUCAAUUCCGGAAUCUCAGCAGCUCGUCGUCAAAAUCUAAAUGGUAUCUACGAUCCUCAUACAAAUAUUAUGCAAUACCCACGCACUAUGCAACCAACUCAUGCUCGUUGGGAACAAAUAGACGACAACGAACCACAAUCCUCAUCCACAGAUUCAUCACUCUUUCCACCCGUCAAACCUUUCUUUUCUAGAAAUCUCAUGAUCGUAGAUACAUAUAUGGAAUCAUCACCAUCAACACAUUAUGGUGUUCCAGGUCCAGAUGGUGCAGGAUGGGAUUUGGGUAUAGGUGUAAACGCGAGUACAAAUGCAGGGACAGAAGAUAAUCUUUUGGGUAUGGAUGGUUUAUGUGGAGUUAGUGAAGAUGUACUGGAUGUUUUACCAGAAGAUUGUAGGAAAGCUUUUGAGGAAGCGAGAGAGAGGGAAAGAGAAUGGAAGGGUAGAUGGAAUACUGAGGGUGUAGAUGGCUGUAGGAGAAGUGUUAAGGUUGAUAAGGGGUUAAUUUUGUAA